CAGCAACUGCUGUUGCCCACUGCAAGAGAGGAAAUGGCCUCAUUAAAGUGAAUGGAAGACCUCUGGAAAUGAUUGAGCCCAGAACUCUGCAGUAUAAACUGCUUGAACCUGUCCUCCUCCUGGGGAAGGAACGAUUUGCUGGUGUUGACAUCAGGGUUCGUGUAAAGGGUGGUGGCCAUGUAGCGCAAAUCUACGCUAUCCGUCAAGCAAUUUCCAAAGCAUUGGUGGCUUACUAUCAAAAAUAUGUUGAUGAAGCUUCCAAGAAAGAGAUCAAGGAUAUUCUAAUCCAGUAUGAUAGGACUCUGCUGGUUGCAGAUCCUCGCCGUUGUGAAUCCAAGAAAUUUGGAGGACCUGGUGCUCGUGCACGCUACCAGAAGUCUUACCGUUAAAAUUGUUCUACAGUCAUGUGACAGUCAAUGAACAUAAAGAAAAUUUGAUAAAUU
Molecule: messenger RNA, 443 nt
Organism: Cariama cristata (Red-legged seriema)
Lineage: Eukaryota; Metazoa; Chordata; Aves; Cariamiformes; Cariamidae
Gene: RPS16
Product: ribosomal protein S16
Exons: 4
Coding region: 69-389 (106 amino acids)
Biological process (GO): maturation of SSU-rRNA from tricistronic rRNA transcript (SSU-rRNA, 5.8S rRNA, LSU-rRNA); translation
Cellular component (GO): ribosome; cytosolic small ribosomal subunit
Molecular function (GO): RNA binding; structural constituent of ribosome
Source: RefSeq, a predicted model, not a curated record